Messenger RNA from Linum trigynum, 1973 nucleotides. The record is from the annotation of a GenBank genome assembly. NCBI's taxonomy places the organism in Eukaryota, Viridiplantae, Streptophyta, Magnoliopsida, Malpighiales, Linaceae.
GUUGUGGUACAUGAUCUCUUGCUCUUUGUUAUGUUCUUUGACCAAUCGAAUCCAUAGAUGACCGCUACUAGGGCUGCAAAUGAGCUGAGUUUAGGCGUAGCUCAUUUAAUAAAACCUUAGCUCAAACUCGACUUUAUUUAACUCAAUCUCAGCUCAUUAAUGAGCUCACGAGCUCGAUCUACUCGAGCUUACCUCAUUUAUCAUUCUAAACGGUUGGAACCCCUAAUUAAACUCUUAAAUAAUUGAUAGAUUAGAUAUCCUAGUAGAAGUAGCUAAAAGUACCCUAUUAGAUAGACAGGUGUUGUCAAAGCCGAGCCGGAGUAUGACCCGAUAACGUGAACGGCUUGGUCAUUAGUGGUCCAGCCGACAUUAGACGGUUUAAAAACCGUUUGAGAACCGGUACCUAAUAAACAGUCAUCUGUAAUAGUAGACACUUCUUACAAUGGAAAAUCUAACACUACCUUUCUGAAACUUCUAAAUAACUCAAUCAAGUAAACAAAUGCAAAUUAACAUUGAAAUAAAAAUGAUGCAAAUUAACAUUACAAUCAACCAGAAAUUUGCAUCAAUUAGGUUUAACAAAAUUAACUUACCUCGAGCAGGAGGUGAGUCGGCUGGUGGGAGAUGUUGCGGACUGUGGAGGUGAGAUGGCUGGAGCAGGGCAGUAGGUGGAGCAGGGCAGUGGUUGGGGGAGAUGUUGCGGCAGGAGCAGGGCUGCAGGGGGCUGCUUGCGACGAUGGCGGGGAGCAAAAGCAACGAUGGUGACUGGCGAUGGCGCUGCUUGCGGCGAUUACGAGCUGCUUGCGCCGGGAGCGGGGAGCAGAAGCCACGAUGGCGACUGACGAUGGCGACUAGCGAUGGCGCGCUGCUUGCGGCGGCGAGCUGCUUGCGGCGACGGGACGGAAGCGCUGGGGGCCUGGUGAGAUGGUUGACGGCGGCAGGGUGGCGCCGCUCUCCCUCUGUCGUCUGUUCUACUUCUAGGUUGAAGAUGGAGAAAUAAAAGGAAAGUUUGGGUUUUGUUUGGCUGCCCAAUUCCACGAUUCAUUUUCUAUUUCUUUUAGGGUAAACCAAACGGCCGAACCGCGCGACCGGCUCGAGCGGUUAAUCGCUUCGGCCGCUCGCCGGCCGCUGUAUAAAACCGUGCCGGUUAAAUAGCUGAUCCGAGCCGAUUUUACGGCCGGGUGGCGGCUUUGGCGGUCUGGCCGGCCGGCUCGGUUCGGCUUUGACAGCACUGUGUUACUAUAUAUAGUUAAGUGAGUGAUAAUAGUGGGAGGGCCUUUGUUUCCAUGAUCAUCAGCAGUAGCAAGAGCAGCUUUAACCUCAUCCACAUAUUAUACAUGUGAUUAAUAUGCUGAUAAAAAUAAUGAUAAUAAAUUUAUGUGCUAAAUUAUCACAAGCUUAUAUUCUCUGUCAGAAUAUAUUUAGUUUAUAAUUUCUCACUAGUUCAAACCAUUUUAUUGAACCGUACCAGUAGUUAAGCAAUAUAUAAUAAAUAAUUUCCCUUUGAAAUUACAAAUGGUACAUAUUUGAUAGAAAUUCAAAAACUUUAACCCUUCUAUAUUGUGAAAUAUACAAUCUAGCAAAUUUAUGAACUAUCAACUACUCAACUCAUAAUUUAUAAAUAGAUCGAUUUGCUAAUACAUCACUAGUUGGUGGGCUUGCUGUCCACAUUGUCGAGCUAACUCAUGACUUAAAAACAAGGCAGUUUACGAGUUAACCUCAACGAGCCACCGAAUCGAGGUGGCUCCCGAGACUCGCGAGCUGAAUAAGAUUUAGCUCAAAUUAGCUCUUUAGCCAACAAAUCAAUCUCGAGCAAUUUUUUUCAAGUCGAAGACCUAGUCACUCGUCAGCAACUUGGCUCAUUUGCAACCCUAGUACACUACUACUUUAAAUUUUGACUAUUAAAUUAAGUUUAGUGAUCACUGAAUAAAAAACGUGAAACAGUUUAAUUAUCUCAAUGAAAUCAUUUACUAAUC